Molecule: messenger RNA, 819 nt
Organism: Bipolaris oryzae ATCC 44560
Lineage: Eukaryota; Fungi; Ascomycota; Dothideomycetes; Pleosporales; Pleosporaceae
Exons: 3
Coding region: 1-819 (272 amino acids)
Cellular component (GO): endoplasmic reticulum membrane; endoplasmic reticulum
Source: RefSeq, a predicted model, not a curated record
AUGGUCAAUUGGCGAUCCUCUACUCUGCUCCUGCUCUCCUUGCGCGCACUUGGUGCCUUUGCCGCAGCUGAGGCUGAAAAGGUCCAAGAGCAAGUCACGGAGCCGCAGACACCCAAUGUCAAUGUCGCCGUCUCUGUCUCAUUCCCACAAUCUGAGAUUUUCGGCGUGAAGCUCGUCAACGGCCAUGCCACCGAGGCACGUCUUUCCGUCACCAACAAUGAGCCCACGCCCAUUGGUGUUUCCGUUGUUGGCGGCUCGCUCGUCUCUGAAGUCGCCGGCAAAUCUCAAAUCGUCCGCAACCUUACUUCGAAGCGCUACUCGAUCGAGAUUCCCGCUGGCGCCGAGGAGACUGUUCCUUACAGCUUCACUCUCGACAUGCACCCCCAAAACCUACGCUUGGAACUCAUUACCGUGUUGAAGGGCGCCAACAAUACCGUAUUCACCGUUCCCGCUUACAACGAGACUGUUAGCAUUGUCGAGGCCCCCAACAGCUUCUUUGAUCCUCAAAUCCUCUUCCUUUACCUUGUCGUCCUUGGUGCCUUUGGCGGAACCGUCUACUUCAUCUACAACACCUGGAUCAGCACCUUCUUCCCCCAGAAGAAGGGCCACGGCAAGGGUGGUGAGCGCGCCAGGAUGUCUUCGGGUCAGACCAAGAAGGUUGACCCUGCCGACCAGGUUGCCGUUGUCGGUGCUGAUGGUCCCGCUGUCACGUCUGGUGCCAAGGCCUAUGACGAGAGCUGGAUUCCCGUCUCGCACCUCCAGCGGCCCGAAGCGAAACGCGUCCGCAGCGGCACUCCCAAGGCCAAGCCCAAGGCCUAG